CGCCCACUGCUUAAACAUUCCGGAAGAAGGAAGAGGAAUCUCGUGCACCUGUUAUUGUAUAAACAUAUCCGGUGUUUUUAGCGAUAAAACUUCUCGCACCAGUGUCCGAUCGUCAGACUCUCCUGGGUAAAUAAGCAGCACAAUGUCAGAAAGAGACGAAGAGUCCUUUAAAUCCGUGCAGCUUGAGCAGCAUGAAGCUGAUACACCUAACCCAGUGCCCGAGGUCCUUCAGUCCAGCCCCAGUGCCCCAUCUUCAGCUGUCACUCAGAGCACUGAGACUGCAGAGAAGGCAUCGCCACCUGCUUCUAGCAGCAACCACACCAGCACCGCCGCCAAUGCAGAUGCAGCAAAUGCACCGCCAGGACAGAAGUGGACCUCAGCAUUGAACCAGUUCAAGCUCAAGAGAUUCUUUGUCCUUCGGCCUGGGACUCUGGACAGUGCGAUUAACGACAUCAAAUCACUGGUAGACCAGAAGGUGGACGGUCCUGUCCUGAGCGUUUGGCUGCUGGUUGAGAUCGAUCACUGGAACAACGAAAAAGAGCGAUUGGUGUUGAUCACGGAGAGGUCUCUCCUCAUCUGCAAAUACGAUUUCAUCAUGCUAAACUGCGAGCAGAUCCAGAGAAUUCCACUUAAUCUUAUUGACCGGAUCAGCGAGGGUGCUUUUACUUUCCCUCCUCGCUCCCUCCUCACGAGAGAAGGCGACGGACUGCGUGUGUUUUGGGACAAACUCCGAGAGCCCUCAGUAACAUCACGCUGGAAUCCUUUUGCCACGGACUACCCCUACACUACACUGACCUACCACCCAGUUCGAAAUGCUGAUGAGAAGCUGUCCACAAUCUGUGAGCUUCACAGUUUUAAGGAGCAGUUGACUGCCGCAGCACAGAAAGCCCACAGUCUGAAUCCGAUCCCAGGGAAAGCCAACGGUGUCCUGCUUCUGAACCAGCCCAUCCUCAUCGAAGCCUAUGUAGGCAUUAUGUCCACCCUUGGCAACCAGAACAAGCUGGGCUACUGCUUAGCAAGAGGCAACGUUGGUUUCUGAAUGGAAAUUCUGGUUCAAUUCCUUAAUGUUUUUAUUGAAGUAAAAGACAGCUGAUAGUUGUAUGUUCUGAAAAUGUUAUUCUUAUCUCUUCUUAAUGUUAAUUCUGUUUAUAUUAUAUUAUAUUAUAUUAUAUUAUAUUAUAUUAUAUUAUAUUAUAUUAUAUUAUAUUAUAUUAUAUUAUAUUAUAUUAUAUUAUAUUAUAUUAUAUUAUAUUAUAUUAUAUUAUACAUGUCAACAAUACAAUAUAUUGUUCCUUUUCCAAGCUAAACAACUCCAAAGAUGUCGACAAAUCAAAGCAAUUUAAUAGGGGCCACAUUGAAAUGACCCACUUUGGUGUAAACUAAGAUGCUCUAGCCUUCUCUGUUAAAAUGUUUGACAAUACAGUAUAUUUUGUCAGAAUGUUCUUUUCAAUCAUAAAAUUUUAAGUUUGUAUGUUUAUAAGUGUCAUUUCUAUGGAAGUGAAUCAAGGGGGAAAAUGAAUGUAAACUUCACUCCAAAUAAAUGCUUACAAAACUA
Messenger RNA from Hemibagrus wyckioides, 1555 nucleotides. It is a transcript of the gene tprg1, whose product is annotated as tumor protein p63 regulated 1. The transcript is spliced from 6 exons. Gene Ontology annotation, cellular component: cytoplasm. The record is from RefSeq and is a predicted model, not a curated record. The coding region runs from base 143 to 1039 and encodes 298 amino acids. Lineage: Eukaryota; Metazoa; Chordata; Actinopteri; Siluriformes; Bagridae.